Fomitopsis serialis is the source of this 708-nucleotide messenger RNA. RefSeq lists its product as uncharacterized. The annotation marks the transcript as partial. NCBI's taxonomy places the organism in Eukaryota, Fungi, Basidiomycota, Agaricomycetes, Polyporales, Fomitopsidaceae. The record is from RefSeq and is a predicted model, not a curated record. The transcript has 2 exons.
GAGCCCCUUGCACUCCCGUCCGACUUUUCUGAGACAGAACGUGAAGAUCUCGGGCUGCAGGCUCUCGCGAUCUUCGAACGGAGCAUCCGUGUAGGUCAUGCAUACGACCUACUGGAUGCUAUCAAGCAAUCAUUGAACCAUCAAGGCGCUUUCCUCGUCGACAAGCGAAAGCAUGCACGAGGCCAGAAAGACAACACUCGGUCGCAAACCCAAGUGAACGCUGCAGUUGGGCGGACACGAGCGAUGGCUGGGCUGUACAAUUACAACCGCGAUCGCCUCGUCGCUUUGAAGUCGGACGAAUCAGACAUCAUGUCGGCGAUCGACCUAGACAAGGACCUCAAAGGCAAGAAUUGGCGAAGCCCACGACAACUGGGCGACAGUCAUGCCGAGCCGAGCUGGAUAUGGACAGCCGUUCCGCCGUGGAGGACUGAAGCGGAAGCCGAGGCCUGGCAACUGGAAGUAGUGGAUCGCGUGCAGUGGUUUCGGGCGAGAGCAGAGAUGGAACGAGCCAAUGAAGAGGUGAACAAGCUACAUGCUGAGUUCAAGCGGACGAUCCUUGGCUUCAAGAACAUGUCGAACGCAUGGGAGUCCGUCUCUACGAAGGCGACGUUGUCGGAGGGUGCGCGAGUGUAUGCGAGGAAGAAGGCUGACAUGUUCAGCAAGCUUAGUCUCCAAUGUGCUAGCACGUUCGCGAGCACGCGGAAAGAC